GAAACACAAGAAACUCUCACCACCAGUGAGACCCGUGUCGACAACAAGUCCGGAUGUCAGCAUCAUUGGCUCAGACAUUUCAGAUAUUGGGAAACCCAUGAUUCUGGGACCAGAUGGCCUGCCACACGUUGAGAAGGAAGAACCAGCACCUGGAGGUCAAGCUGUCAUUACAGAGACUUCAUUUCAAGAGCAGCAAGAACACAUGCAGCAACUUCAACAACAGCAACAACAGUUACUGCAGCAGCAGAACCUGGAAGAAGAUAGCCAUAUAUCUUCAGUGCACGUUAAAGACAUGGCUGACAAACAGAAACAAGCUCUAGCAAGACUGUUGGCUCUCCAGCAGCAAAUGGUUGGAGGAGAAAAUGUUAACAAUGUCAAGGUCAAAGAAGAACACGACCGCAGACUCAAUUACGCACAGUCAAUACGCAAAAAACUGGAGGAUGCUAACAAGAGCAUGGAGGAUGACGGGAUCAUGCUAAGUAUAUUUGACAGUGUUCAGGAUGAACUGCGAGUCAAAAAUAAACUUUUGGAGGAAAGAAAAGCCAGAGUUGAGAGCCUUGAGAGAGACAUCAUUGACAUCCAAUCAGAGUUUGAAUUUGACCGCAUGGAGUACCUGGACACAAUCCGAAAACAGGAAAAGCAAAUUGCUUACUUGGAGAGCCUGAUUGACCGGAUUCAUCCAUGCCUGCGCCGUGACUGCAACUACUAUAAUCUGGAUCGCAUCCGAAUGAAAAGCCACUACAAUGAGGAAGAACAGAAGUGGAUUUUACCAAAGAUGUCCAUAGACAGGACAGCACUGCCUGUCACAGGUACAAUUCUAAACAAUGCCAGGAUGGAUCAUCAUUCUCACAACAGCACUGGUGACUAUGAAAGUGGUGUUGAUGAUGAAAGGUUAAGGGAGAAAUUAAGACGAUCACAGGAUCAGAGUCAUAUGUUUCAACCCAAGAGAGCUACACAGCUCAUAAAUUCAAGUGAGCCAGUCAAUAAGUUUAAUAUGCAAGAUGUACGCAGCACAAUACGCUCCAGCUUGUCCCUGGGCUCACCAGCCGUCAAUGGCUACCAUAAUUACGAGGACACAAUCAGUAAAGACUUACGAGCAGCCCAAGUUCAUGGUCAGCUGCACAAUGAUGAGAUUAUGCGCAAGCCAGUUCGUUUGGAUGCUCUCCCUUCUGUAACUGGGAAAAAAUCGCGCAAGAAGCACACUAACUUGGACCAGUUGUGA
Candidula unifasciata is the source of this 1222-nucleotide messenger RNA. Lineage: Eukaryota; Metazoa; Mollusca; Gastropoda; Stylommatophora; Geomitridae. The record is from the annotation of a GenBank genome assembly.